UCCCGCCCAUAUCGGAAACCGAAGACCGCGAGAGUGGGCCGCACAUUCAGUGACCCUGCAGAACGGGCGGCUGGAGUGUUUGGACCUUCGACGUGUUUUUGUUUUGUGAAAAGGACCUAAGACAGCCAUGGCAGGAGUGCUAGCCCGCAAGGCCGUCGACCACCUGAAAAGUAAAGAAUUCAGGGAGUAUUUAAUGAGCACGCAUUUCUGGGGCCCUGUAGCCAACUGGGGUCUCCCCAUCGCUGCUAUCAAUGACAUGAAGAAGAGUCCAGAAAUUAUUAGUGGCCGAAUGACAUUUGCCCUUUGCUGCUAUUCCCUUCUUUUCAUGAGAUUUGCCUACAAAGUCCAGCCCAGGAAUUGGCUUCUGUUUGCCUGCCACAUAUGUAAUGAGUCAGCACAGCUCAUUCAGGGUGGAAGGCUCAUCAGACACAAGUUAGAACAGAAGAAGGCCUAGGAGGAGGACAAAGCGGCCACCGAGAGAGCCACGUGCCAUUGUGUGAAUGAAUGUGUGUGGACUUCAAACGUUUCCACAAACCGGUUAAUGACUACUAGCCUGCACAGCUGUGACGCACAGGAAUCAAUCGUGUUGUCUUUAAUAAAUGACGGCAAUAAAUUAAAAAAAAAAAAAAGAAAUUUAAAUACAAGCAAACUGUUACAGUGCUGACGUUUAUUUUCAUAUGUAACUUAGGUACGUCCGUUUGCGUCGGCUCACAAUAAUCGAAUUGCAUUUGGCAGUUGCAAGAAUUGAUGGGACAGCCCAGCUGACGUGCGUCUUCAACAAACUCCAAAGGCCACCUUGGUAGCUCCUGGGCAGCAGGUUUCAGUAAAACUCCUUUAUGUAAUUUAUGAGUAUUGUACGAUGAGAAUGGACAUUUGAGUGAAUUGUUCUUACACAAAAUAAAGAAUAACGUCAGAUCAA
Messenger RNA from Polypterus senegalus (gray bichir), 919 nucleotides. It is a transcript of the gene mpc1, whose product is annotated as mitochondrial pyruvate carrier 1. Gene Ontology annotation, cellular component: mitochondrial inner membrane. Lineage: Eukaryota; Metazoa; Chordata; Cladistia; Polypteriformes; Polypteridae. The coding region runs from base 128 to 454 and encodes 108 amino acids. Gene Ontology annotation, biological process: pyruvate import into mitochondria. The record is from RefSeq and is a predicted model, not a curated record. The transcript is spliced from 5 exons.